UAUAGAAGCAAAAAUCUCGUGUUGGAAAGCUGUGCAGUUUGUGUGUGUGUUGAAUUUGAGUGUGUCCAAAACAAACUUGAGAAAAUGUGUAUCCAGUGAUAGUUCACCGUUUGGAAUUGUCAUUUCUCAAUGACGUUGGAUACGAAACGAGUCACCACGAAUCGAAAAUGAAUGAAUCGACGGGUGACGUUAAACCAAACGUAGGUGAUGUCAAUUGCCAUUUAAUUUGCACCGUGUGCCAAGGAUACCUGAUAGACGCUACCACCAUCACCGAGUGUCUUCAUUCAUUUUGUCGAUCAUGCGUGGUUCCGCACGUGGCGGAAUUCCAUCAAUGCCCUUCGUGUUCCGUCCCGCUUAGUACGACGAAACCAUUUUCACAGCUCAGGAGAGAUUACACAUUGCAAAGUAUCGUUUAUAAAAUGAUACCGAGACUUGCACGGAAUGAAUUGGAGAGGAGAAGAACAUUCCGGAUGGAACGCGUUGCAACAGAUGAUAAUAAAACAGAAGAAUGUUAUUUACAAUCGUUUUAUGCUCCAAACGAUCCCAUCUCCAUGUCAUUAGAAUACGCCGAACCAAAUUGCGAGUUUGGUUUGAAAGCGAAUCUGGGCAAAGAUGGACCGGAAGCUGGAUCUCAACAUCGACGUUACUUCCGUUGUCCGGCUGAUCUUCCAAUUGGACAUUUAAUUAAAUUUCUUCGCAAUAAAUUCAACGUUACCGAUCCCGCUACGCACAAGCUUGAAAUCUUAUACAACGGACGUCCACUUGCAUCAGAGUACAAACUAUCGGAUGUCGCCUACAUCUUCUCAUGGAAAGAGAGAGAACCUUUGAGAUUGUGGUACCGGAUAUCACCUUCGUUAAUCAAGGAAGAAGAACAGCGGGAAGAGAUGAAGAAAGGUAAUCAACGAGCAAGUCUUGUUGACAUAACUAGUAAACGUAGUUGGCAAUGUAAUGGCAAAGACGAACGUCUUGCCAAGCGCCGGAAGCGUCCAUCCGCACAGAAAAAAAAGAUGGAAUCGGUUGAUCCGGUUAAAACGAUUUUCGAUGAGGCUCGUACAACUGAAUUCAGUUGUUCUACUCCAAUUCCGCCAGUCGAAACGUGCGAACCUACCGAGUCCAAUAAAAUCCAAAACUGGUUGCCCAAAGCCAUUUUCGACUUGGACGAUCGAGCAUUGUUUGCUAAAAGACUCCAAAGAAUAACCAAUCCUUCCGAAUUCCGGCCGGAAGAAAUUGCACCUCCUUCGAAAGAGGAGCCUCCAGUAGUCGAUAAAGACGCGCAAUUAAUUCCAUUGCGGAUCUGCGUGACUCCUCCAUCAGCUUCGGGACAUGCUAAUCCCGAAGAUGAAAUUCACGAUAGUAUCGGUGCGUUAGACCUAUCGGGAAGUAAAGGCGAUUCGAGUGAUGCAUCAUCGCCGUUAUCAGCCGGAAGUUGCCGAUCCAGCGCCAGUCCAGUAGGUUCUGCGAGUAAAGUGGGUCCUCAUCCUUAUUUCAUGACACCCAGCGCAGUCUACCACCACGUCCAGCAGCAGGAUCCGGCUCAAUCGAUGGCCGCUCUAGCUGCAGCUGCCCAACAGUCUAAACGGAAUUCCAGCCGGAGUGAAGAUGAUGUCCAUAAAGCAUGGGACCUUUUCCAUAUCCGGCCAUCCACUGCUCACAGUAGUCAACCAGCUACCCAUCAGAGCCUAUUGAAUUUACUCAAGUCCAAACAAAAAUGAAUUAAUUUUGACCAAAAUUCCGGAUUGAAUUUCCGGAUGUGUGAUGUUUGCUGUUUGUCUGUGUGAAUUUUCUGUAUCGACUUUUUUUUUGACAUUAUUUUUUUUUAUACAUAUUAUAAAUAACU
Daphnia carinata is the source of this 1837-nucleotide messenger RNA. RefSeq names its product polycomb group protein Psc-like. NCBI's taxonomy places the organism in Eukaryota, Metazoa, Arthropoda, Branchiopoda, Diplostraca, Daphniidae. The record is from RefSeq and is a predicted model, not a curated record. Gene Ontology annotation, cellular component: PRC1 complex. Gene Ontology annotation, molecular function: promoter-specific chromatin binding. The transcript is spliced from 7 exons. Gene Ontology annotation, biological process: negative regulation of transcription by RNA polymerase II. The coding region runs from base 168 to 1712 and encodes 514 amino acids.